Molecule: messenger RNA, 2131 nt
Organism: Pezoporus flaviventris
Lineage: Eukaryota; Metazoa; Chordata; Aves; Psittaciformes; Psittacidae
Gene: JDP2
Product: Jun dimerization protein 2
Exons: 4
Coding region: 789-1280 (163 amino acids)
Biological process (GO): regulation of transcription by RNA polymerase II
Cellular component (GO): nucleus
Molecular function (GO): RNA polymerase II cis-regulatory region sequence-specific DNA binding; DNA-binding transcription factor activity, RNA polymerase II-specific
Source: RefSeq, a predicted model, not a curated record
AGAUCAGUGAGGGGAGGGAAACCAAACCAAAACACCCCAAAACUCUGGCAGAUGAAGAUUAGAACUGCAGGAGAAAGAAUAGGAGGAUUCUGUGAUACACAGGGACAGUGUCACUGAGGAAGCUGAGCAAGUGUAUGGGACAGUAACAACUUGGUAAAGCUGCUUCUCAGUUUGUUGUUGGCUCCAGAAGAUAACAGACCCUGGCAAUAGGAGAAAAGCUGAGUAACGGGCGCUGUCUUUAAGAAAUAUUAAAUCAACCAGCGUAGCAGACUGUUGACCAUAAGGAUGUAAGUGGGGGACAAAGCACCGAAAUGCUGCUGCUGGGAAAGAUGCAGCAAAGCAAAGGUGAGCAGAGAAAGCUGAACUGUUGUCAGCUUUGUGUGGAUGAGACAGUUGAUAAAAUAACUGAGCUGACCAAUACCACAACAAGAACAAAGCAAGGAUGCAAAAGUGACUGUAAUAAUUAGGGAGUUUACAGACAUAUUGGCAAGAGGUCAAGUCUUGUGUUACAGCAUGUUAACCAGAACAAGGGGAGUGUAGAGGCAAAGCUGAAGAAAUACAAACUGAAUUUUGACCCAUGAAAUCACGUGCUGACCAGACCUUUGCUGCAAGGAUAGUUGCUGAAGAGAGCACUGAAUGACACAAGCUGCUCAUUACUGAGCUGAAGUUUUAAGAAAGCCUUCUCUGUCUUCUAAUUCGCUCUGGAGCAUCUUGAUGUCAUGGCACGAAAUGAUGAAUAGCAUCAGUGCAGAAGGCACAGCUACGCCUACAGAGCUGUUUCCCCUGCUAUGAUGCCAGGGCAGAUCCCUGACCCGUCCCUGACGGCUGGUGCGCUGCCUGGGCUCGGCCCCUUGACAGGACUGCCUGGCACAGCCCUGACUGCUGAGGAGCUGAAGUGCGCUGACAUCCGCAACAUCGGGGCCAUGAUCUCACCACUCCACUUCCUGGAGGUGAAGCUUGGAAAGAGACCCCAGCCUGUGAAAAGUGAGCUGGAUGAGGAAGAGGAGAGGAGGAAAAGGCGCCGGGAGAAAAACAAAGUAGCAGCAGCACGAUGUCGUAACAAGAAGAAGGAGAGGACGGAGUUCCUGCAGCGGGAGUCUGAGCGUCUGGAGCUCAUGAAUGCUGAGCUGAAGGCACAGAUAGAAGAGCUGAAACAGGAAAGGCAGCAGCUGAUCCUGAUGCUGAACCGGCACCGUCCCACCUGCAUCGUGCGGACAGACAGCAUCAAGACGCCUGAUAGCGAAGCCAACCCACUGCUGGAGCAGCUAGAGAAGAAGUGAAGGUGGCACUGGGCCAGGAGGAGGAGACAGUGGCGCAGGGUAUUCCAGGGUUUCUAAUGUAUGUACUGUAUGAAGAACUGUGCACCCAGGCCUGGUGCAGCCAGUGCCCAGUGGGCUUCCUUGGGAACUAUGGACCAAACAAAUACGGGGACAGAGAAGAUCAGGAACCUUCAACUAUGUACUGUUGAGGCUGAACCAAGGAGCAGGGCUAGUGGCGCCGGUGAGGGCAACCUCCCUGUGAUACCUCAUCAUGGCCCUUCAGCCUGCUCACGGCCCUCGGGGCCCACAAUGCCGCAGCACGUCCAGCGACGACCACAUGCCCCAUGGGGAGAGGGCUGCGUGGUUCCCACCAGCUCUCUGCCCAGCGGCUGCUGCUGCUCCUGGCACAUGCUCCGGAGGGAAUCCCGCACCCAAGAACCACAAACACUUGAUGCAGCCCCAUGUGGUGGGCAGGCCUGUCGGGGCUCGGUGGCGCAGGCGCCCCCCGCAAGCACACUCAGUAUAAUGUUUACAGCCCAGCUGUCCAUGUCGGCCGUGCUUUUGAAUGCACAUUUUUACACUUUUUUAAAGUAUUUUUUACAAAGUUUUUAUACAGCGAUCUCUAUAUGGAUUUAUAUAAUCACUAGAUGUGAUCCCAUAGAAAUGUAUGUUACGAUGGUCCGUUUGUUACAAAUGCAUAUGCCACAGUUAUCUCCAUUGUGUUACUUGUCUGGUAGCAUCUGGUUUCUUUCCCAGCAUGCUGGGAAGGAGCUCCAAGCUGCCCUCUGCAGUGGUGUCGCUACCCUCUCCAUCCAUGUAUGUCCUUCAUAAUAUUCAGUUCUGUAUCUCUCAGUAAAUGUUACCUUUAUGUA